GUAAACCGAAGGCACCAAUAACCGCCUUGGAGUUGCAGUGAGGUGGGGGCUCCGGUGUAAACACGAAGGUUCCGCCUCUGUAAACAAAGCAAGAGGAACCAGGCGGAGCCUCCGUCAUAUUUGUGGUUCAGUAGCAGGUUACAGUUAACUCUAGUCUCCCCGAACAUGUCUUGAUUAAGAAAAAAUAACAUUUAGCUGGAUUCAACCGGCAGGAAUAACUUAAAAGGCGGGAACUGAGCAGCCGUGUGUAGGAGUUUAGCCGGUCGCCAUGGAAACCACCUCCUCCCUGAAGAUGACCUCUCUGGUGGUCCAGAGUCUGUUCAGCUACGUGGAGGAGGACAACCUGGACGCCAUCAGGACUCACCUGGACAAGUUCAGAGACGUGGAUUGCAGGAGCGACAACGGACAGACGCCGCUGAUGGUGGCAGCAGAGCUGGGCAGCCUGGAGAUCGUCCAGGAGCUGAUCAGGAGGGGCGCCACCGUCGACAUGGACGACGUGGACUGCUGGACGGCGCUGAUCUCCGCCGCUAAGGAGGGACACCUGGAGGUGGUGAGGGAGCUGCUGGAGAGCGGCGCCAACCUGGAGCACCGAGACAUGGGAGGCUGGACGGCGCUCAUGUGGGCCGCCUAUAAGGGCCGGACGGAGGUGGCCCGGCUGCUGCUGGAGAGGGAAGCCAAUCCGAACAUCACUGGACAGUACAGCGUCUACCCGAUCAUCUGGGCGGCGGGCCGCGGCCACGCAGAGAUCGUCCAUCUCCUGCUGCAGUAUGGAGCCAAGGUCAACUGCUCAGACAAGUACGGCACCACCCCGUUGAUCUGGGCCUCCAGGAAGGGCCACUACGACAGCGUGAUGCACCUGCUGGCCAACGGAGCGGAUGUGGAUCAGGAAGGAGCAAACUCCAGGACGGCUCUGAUCGUGGCGGUGAAAGGCGGCCACACGGACGUCGUCAAAGAGCUGCUGAAGAGGAAUCCCAACGUCAACUUGACCGAUAAGGACGGCAACACGGCGCUCUCCAUCGCCGCCAAGGAGGGCCACACGGAGAUCGUUCAGGACCUGCUGGACGCCGGCACUUACGUCAACAACCUCGACCGGAGUGGAGAGACGGUGCUGAUCGGAGCGGUAAAAGGAGGACAUGUGGAGAUCGUCCGAGCUCUGCUCAACAAAUACGCUGAUGUCGACGUCAGGGGCCAGGAUGGAAGGACUGCCCUCUACUGGGCUGUGGAGAACGCUGUGAUGGUGAGGGACAUCCUGCAGUGCAAUCCUGACACGGAGAGCUGCACCAAGGACGGAGAGACGGCGCUUAUUAAAGCCACUAAAAUGAGGAGCAUAGAUGUCGUGGAGCUGCUGCUGGAUAAAGGAGCCAAAGUGUCUGCAGUGGACCGGAAAGGGGACACCGCCCUGCACAUCGCGAUCCGCGGGCGCAGCAGAAAGCUGGCUGAGCUGCUGCUCAGGAACCCAAAAGAUGGCCGCCUCCUGUACCGGCCCAACAAAGCUGGAGAGACGCCGUACAACAUCGACUGCACCCACCAGAAAAGCAUCCUGACGCAGAUAUUUGGAGCCAAGCACCUUUCCCCGACGGAGACAGACGGCGACAUGCUGGGUUACGACCUGUACAGCAGCGCGCUGGCGGACAUCCUCAGUGAGCCCACCAUGCAGCCGCCCAUCUGUGUUGGUCUGUAUGCUCAGUGGGGCAGCGGCAAGUCCUUCCUCCUCAAAAAACUGGAGGAUGAGAUGAAGACCUUUGCAGGGCAGCAGAUCGAACCGCUGUUCCAGUUCUCCUGGCUGGUGGUUUUCCUCACGCUGCUCCUCUGCGGCUCAGUCGCCAUCAUUCUGGGUUUCACCGUCGACCCCAAGCUGGCCAUCGCCGUCUCCCUCAGCCUCCUCGCUCUGCUCUACACCUUCUUUGUGCUGGUGUACUUUGGGAGCCGGCGUGAGAAGGAGAGCUGGCACUGGGCCUGGGUCAUCAGCGCCCGUCUGGCCCGUCAGAUCGGCUACAUGGAGCUGCUGCUCAAGCUGAUGUUCGUGAACCCGGUGGAUCUUCCAGAGCAAACCGCCAGAGCCCUGCCUGUCAGGUUCUUGUUCACGGACUAUAACCGCCUGUCCAGCGUGGGAGGGGAGACGUCUUUGGCUGAAAUGAUCGCCACGCUGUCGGACGCCUGCGAGGCGGAGUUCGGCUUCUUGGCCACCAGGUUGUUCCGGGUUUUCAUGAACGAUGAGAUCAAAGGUCAGAAAUGGAAGAAAACCUGCUGCCUUCCGUCCUUCGUGUUUGUUUCGCUGACGUGCGGAUGCCUGAUCACCGGUGUGGUGCUUUUAUCCAUAUUUAAGGUGGACUCUGCAAACCUGACGGUAAACACAGUGCUGAUAGCGAUGGCCAGCGUGGUCGGACUGGCCUUGCUGCUCAACUUCCGGACCUGGUGGCAGGUGGCCGACUCCGUCCUCAACUCCCAGAGGAAGCGGCUGCAUGGCGCCGCCAACAACCUACAUAAGCUGAAGAGCGAAGGGUUUAUGAAGGUCCUGAAACAUGAAGUGGAGAUGAUGUCCAAAAUGGCCAAAACCAUCGACGGCUUCACCCAGAACCAAACGCGCAUGACGGUCAUCAUCGACGGGCUGGACGCUUGUGAACAGGACAGAGUUCUGCAGAUGCUGGACACGGUGAGAGUUCUCUUCUCGAAGGGUCCGUUCAUCUCCAUCUUCGCCAGCGACCCUCACAUCAUCAUCAAAGCCAUCAACCAGAACCUGAACAGCGUCCUGAGGGACUCCAACAUCAACGGCCACGACUACAUGAGGAACAUCGUCCACCUGCCGGUCUUCCUCAACAGCAGAGGCCUCAGCCGCGCCAAGAAGCUCUGCAUGGCCACGCCCACCAACGGGGAGGCCGACGGGUGGCAUGACGACAUGGACAAAAGGAUGUCUGUGGUCAGCCUGGCCCAGGAUCAAGUCAAGGUUGGCAGCAAGACUGCUCUAAACCGAAGGGACACGUACCGGCGGCGGCAGAUGCAGAGGACCAUCACCAAGCAGAUGUCGUUCGACCUGACCAAGCUGCUGAUGACGGAGGACUGGUUCUGUGACAUCAGCCCCCAGACCAUGAGGCGGCUGCUCAACAUCGUCUCCAUCACAGGUCGCCUGCUGCGCGCCCAUCAGAUCCUCUUUAACUGGGACCGCCUGGCGUCGUGGAUCCACCUGACGGAGGAGUGGCCGUACAGAACGUCGUGGAUCAUCCUGUUCCUGGAGGAGGCCGACGGCGUGUCGGAUCAGGUCACACUCAAGACCGUCUAUGAGAGGAUCUCCAAAAACAUCCCCACCACCAAGGACGUGGAGCCGCUGCUGGAGAUCGAUGGAGACAUCCGCAGCUUUGAGAUCUUCCUGUCCUCCAGGACGCCCGUCCUCAUCGCCAGAGACGUGGAGAUGUUCCUGCCCUGCACCGUCAACCUGGACCCCAAACUCAGGGAGAUCAUUGCAGAUGUGCGUGCGGCCAGAGAGCAGAUGCAUUUAGGAGGGGUGACCUAUCCCACGCUGCCCCUGCAGGAGGCAGCGCCGCGACCGGCGCCGGGCUUCGGCCCGCUCUCCGCCGCCGGCUCCCCGACCGGCUCCUUCGGCGGCGCGCUGCCGCCUCAGCCGCACAGCGCCUACUUCAGUGGCAUGACGGGCCCUCAGCACCCCUUCUACAACCGGCCGUAUUUCCCCCAUCAUGUCUACCACCUGCCGCGACCUUACGCUCACCUUGCCCCCUCAUCCACACGCCCCUCCGCUAAACCGUCCGGUCUGCCGCAGGACGCCGCCGGACUCGAUGUUAUUGCAGAGGAUGCCAGGGAGGGCCUCCCCUCCAGCCCAUGUGACCCAGCCAUGCUGUGUCCGGUGGUGCCGCUCAGCUCGCUGGGGACGGACGGCGUGUGCGAACGCCUCAGACAGAUCGACGGGAUGGACCCCAGCAUGCUGCCGCAGUACGCUGCGACCGUCACUAAGGCUAACAUCAACGGCCGGGUUCUGACUCACUGCAACCUGGAUGAGCUGAAGAAAGAGAUGGACAUGAACUUUGGAGACUGGCAACUUUUCAGAGGAAUGGUGAUGGAGCAGCGGCAUGCGGAGACGCAGGCGGCGCUGCAGGAAGAGUCUCGUGCCGCCAGCGAGCAAGGCAGCAGCGUUCUCCACGGGGAGUCGGGCCUGCGCCCAGCGGGGACGCAGCGCGACGGCGCCACCGCCUUCGGCCUGGCCCUGAGCUUCGAGGAGCUGAGCGGCGCCGGGCUGGAGGAGCCGCCGCGGCGCAGCAGCAACCCGCAGUGGACGGCGACAAAGCCCCACACCUCCAGCAUGUCCAGCCUCAACUCCCAGGAAUCCUCCAAUGACAUCUGCAAGCUGACGGACAAGCAGCAGGCGGAGUACCGGGACGCCUACAGGGAGUACGUGGCCCAGAUGGCCCAGCUGGAGAUGACCGGCAGCGGGGCGGAGCGGCCCGUCCAGCCCCAUCCGAACCACUUCCUCCAGGCCUCCUGCUCAGAGGACAAAGCGGCCAAGGAGGGAACAGACCCGGACAGCCGCAAGCCCUUCAAGAGGGCCUCCAAGAGCAGCGACAUCACAGACUUCGCCUCGGGCGCCGACACGCCGCUCCUGGACCCCAUCAGCGAAGAGGAUGAGAACCACAGCCUGUCCUCCAGGAACCCUGCUUCAAAGAAAGCAGCGGGGUCGUACUACCACAAGCUCCCCAGUGAAGACGACUCCGGCCCCGAGGAAGCCGACAACACCACGCCGCUCCUCCACAAGGCGGGCCGCGCCAGUCCGCCGUCGCCUGGCCUCCGCUCAGACAUCCUGGAGAAGAAGGACUCGGAUUCAGGGAUGCGGUCCAGCAACAGCUCCCCGGGUUCGCCCCUGGAGGAGGCCGGCGGAGCGCUGAACCCCGGCCUGAUCGAGCUGGAGCUGGAGGGCCUGGUGAGGAAGAGGAGCCUCUUGCCCAGCCGGUUGCAGGAUCCGGCGGUGGCCCGCAUGUCCAUCUGCUCCGACGCGCCGUCCGAAGCCAGCCUGAUGGCAAGCAGCCCAGACGAAGGCUGGCCCGCUGACUCGGUCAGCAACCUGAACCGCACCGCCAGCAACACCACCCUCAACAACAACUCAACAACAGACGACACCAACUCCAACUCCAACAACAGUCGUCAGCGGCAGGAGAACUUCCUGGAUUCCAGCAUCAUCAUCCACCCAGGAAGCACCGCCGCCACAGCCGUCCAUCAGAACCAGAACCUGUGCUCCAUCAACCUGGGAGACGAGCGGGAGAGCGUUCUCUGAGGCCCUCAUCUCUAAUUUGGGUCAUGUUCAUCAUUGAUGUUGUGAUGUUUUAGUGCAGGUAUCCGUGGAAUGAGUAGCUGAUCCAAAUAAAACCCUGUUAGCAGAACUCCUGACCUCAUAUCAGUGAUCGUUUCCUGUUGUGUUUGUGAUUUCUCUCUGUAUUUCCUUGAAGGAAUAAAAAGUGUUCUCAAAUUGAAACCAGAAGCUAGAUGUUACUGAUAGUUCAGCAGUGUUGAUGCAUGGUGGUGCUGUUUGGUAGUUUCUAGGUAGCAAGGGAAUGGGUUUCCUGUUGCAUGAUGUUGUGUUUUGUGAAUUAAUAAAUAUUUCACUACAUGACCCAUAAUAA
Messenger RNA from Gambusia affinis (western mosquitofish), 5621 nucleotides. It is a transcript of the gene kidins220a, whose product is annotated as kinase D-interacting substrate 220a. NCBI's taxonomy places the organism in Eukaryota, Metazoa, Chordata, Actinopteri, Cyprinodontiformes, Poeciliidae. Gene Ontology annotation, molecular function: protein binding. Bases 269 to 5275 code for a protein of 1668 amino acids. The transcript has 32 exons. The record is from RefSeq and is a predicted model, not a curated record.